Messenger RNA from Indicator indicator, 584 nucleotides. RefSeq names its product DNA-directed RNA polymerase II subunit RPB11-a. Lineage: Eukaryota; Metazoa; Chordata; Aves; Piciformes; Indicatoridae. Bases 21 to 374 code for a protein of 117 amino acids. The record is from RefSeq and is a predicted model, not a curated record. Gene Ontology annotation, cellular component: RNA polymerase II, core complex. Gene Ontology annotation, biological process: transcription by RNA polymerase II. Gene Ontology annotation, molecular function: DNA binding; protein dimerization activity. The transcript has 4 exons.
GCGGCAGCGGCGGCUGCGGGAUGAAUGCACCUCCGGCCUUCGAGUCCUUCCUGCUCUUUGAGGGCGAGAAGAAGAUCACCAUCAACAAAGACACCAAGGUGCCCAACGCCUGCCUCUUCACCAUCAACAAAGAAGAUCACACGUUGGGGAACAUCAUCAAAUCGCAGUUACUGAAAGACCCCCAGGUGCUGUUUGCAGGGUAUAAAGUCCCACACCCACUGGAACAUAAAAUAAUCAUCCGUGUCCAAACCACCCCUGACUACAGCCCCCAGGAAGCUUUCACCAAUGCCAUCACAGAUCUGAUCAGUGAGCUCUCCCUCCUGGAGGAGAGGUUCAGGGUUGCCAUCAAGGACAAACAAGAAGGCAUUGAGUGAAAAGCCCUCCUGCUACAACAGGAUGUACCCAACAGUUCACUGCUCUAUUUCACCCUCCUUUCAUGGCAAAUAUUUUUCUUCUUGUCCCAUUUAGAUUUAACUUUCGACAGCAGCAGUGAGAAUUCAAAGUCUUUUGGUUUUCCAUAGCACAGCAGCACUGUGCCUGGAAGAGAAGUGGUUUGUUUUGGUUGAGUUGUUGGAUGUCACUAA